Molecule: messenger RNA, 2255 nt
Organism: Chara braunii
Lineage: Eukaryota; Viridiplantae; Streptophyta; Charophyceae; Charales; Characeae
Source: the annotation of a GenBank genome assembly
GUUCAAUAAUGAGAAGAGAAGAGGGAAAAACCUACGAAAUCUCUUUCUAUCAGUCCGUGACGAGCCAUGCUCUUAUAAUCUAGCAAUGCGUUGAAGAUGUACACUCUCGACGCUUAGCGCUUUUCCCCUUUCAGGGGCUACGUGGGUGACUUUAGGCUUGUUGAUGAAUAAUGAGAGAUACAGAGAAGAGGAAAAGUGAAAAAUAUUUCUUCCUCUGGUAGUGUCAUGGGCUCAGGCUCAGGCGGUCUGGCAAUACGUAAGUGGGGGGGGUAUUUAAUUGCCAGGUGUUUAAGGGUAGUUGGUGUAUGGGCCUUGUUGACCCCAUAUCCAUAAUUAUUGGGGUCUGGCACCCAAAAGGCUUUUUUCUUUUGAUAUUGGAAGAUCUUUCUGGAAAGGUGGUGUUUUUUUUGUUUUGUUUUUUUUGUCUGAGCAGAUGUAGGCUCGAUGGACUGCUAGAGGUGAUUUCGUACGUUUUUUUUUCUUUUUUCGUUACUUUCUACUUUUAGGCUCCUUGGUUGGUGGCCUUUGCCUCUUGGAGUCGAGUUUUGCCGUCGUUUCGCUUGCUCGCGUCGGUCCUCGCACGGCGGGGCGAACGGUGUUUUGCCUCUUGCCCUUGAUUAACAGUCCACGUUCUCUGUUCCUCAGGAUGUGCUCACACCAGGACUUCAGUGAGAAUGUAUAUGGCUGUAUUCAUGUCUACAUUCUCGAAAGGCAGUUCGCUGUGGGAGCACGUUCUUCUGAUACCAAGUAUAUUGUGGCCAUGGUCACAAUACCGCCUUCCUGUGCCUCCCAUCUGCCGACAGAGGACGAUCACAAACAUGGUUUGACGUGCACGAUGCGAGAUGAACCCAAGGCAACGAUGGGUGCUCUUGCGGACUGUGCGACGCUACAUGCAAAUCCGUACAUCCUAUUCUUGUGUCGGCCUUUGAUUGCCCGGAUUUAAAACCAGUGUGUUUUCCUUAUGCGGGUAUCAUAAAGUGAAACCACGUGUUGUUUAUUGGGAGGUUGAUGCGUUGCAAUGUGUUUGGCUAUGCAUGCAUCACCAGCACCGGCAGCCUGCGGCAGGUGGAACGUCAGUCGCUUGCCCAGCCGGUAACGUCAGUCGCUUGCCAGGCCGGUUUUCAGUGAACUUUUCUUCUGGCAAUGAUGGAAGCCUUAACGCGUUUCUUGAGAGAGCUUGCGAGAGAGGGAGAGGGAGGAGGAAGAGCUUUUGUUUUUUGUAGUUGUGUUAAUUUUUAAAGAAUGACGGUCCACGACUGGGUCUGUUUCAUUUGACGGUCGGCUCUUGCUCGCACAGCUGGUUAUCUCCGAACUUUCUCUCCUCAGGCUUGACAAUGUGCUGAACUGAGUUUUCUUAGCCCCAACAGCGCUGAUGAGCUGCUUCUGCGAUGUGGUGGUCCACCCCUUUCGGAGACUCGGAGUCGCUGAGUUCGGUGACUCUGUGGUUAAGAGUUGUGUGUCGACUGCUGACUGCCGGCAUGUCGUAGUCGGGUAAACGAUGCGGCCUGCAGGUUCAUUCCUUAUCAGCUUAGACGUCGGCUGUUAUAUAUGGCCUAGAGUGUUCCUUGCUGUGUUCGAUGGCGGAGCUUUUGCAUAAAGCUCUCUCUGCAUGUCAAGGUUGAGCCUCUUUGCGCCGAACGAAAGCGUGUUUCAGCAGCUGGAUGCGGUGGGUUGCGGUCUUGUUGUACGCCGAACGCGAGAGUGUUUCAGCAGCUGGGGGUGGAGGGGGGGGGGGGGGGGGGGGGGAAACUUGUGAAAUUUGGGGGUUGCAGCUGUGAUGGUUAUAGACAGCCAUGGUAGCAGCUGAGCGACAGUGGGGGUGCUAUGCGCCCAGUCGUAGUAGGCGAGUGAUAGCUACUUGGGAUUUAGACUUGUCUACGCCCACGCGAAUGCAACUGAAAGGGAGAAGUGGUGUGCGAAGCGCACGAUCCUUGGGUGUUGGGGCUUGUUGAUGGUAUCAGUCACAGGCUUGGGAGCCGAAGACGCUGAGCCCAGUAUUCUUUUUGCCUCUUUUUUUUUCUUAUUUCAAACAUACAGUCAGGAGGAUGGGGCACAGCUGCUCCUUGUGCUUGGUGAUAUUGUGGUUGGAAGAAAAGAGUCAGCUGCAACGGAUUAUGUGUCUGGCUAUGAAGCUGCUAGGGAGUCUCAGGGAGAUGAGAAUAUUUUAUCGUGCCUUUUUCUUUCUUUUUUUUUCAAGUGUUGUCGCUUUUCACCAGCCAUCUCUCACCAAGCGUACGGCUGAAAAACGUUUCACA